AUGUCCUGUAAAAUAUUGUUGGACAACUAUACUGGUUCUUAUAACACCGGUGACACCAUAAAGGGAAGAUUUCAAGUCAAUUUAAACAGCAGAAAAGAUAUUAGAGGAAUAAAAAUUCGUAUAAAAUGCAAAGAACGCACAGAGUGGACAAAGAGGGAAAGUCACUACAACCACAGGACUAAAAAGCACGAAUCGCGCUACGUGCAGUAUACCGGGGAUAACGAAAUACUGAGCUUGGAGCUAAAAAUGCGCGGCGAAGGUUCAAUUGAGGCAGGCCAACAUACGUUUCCAUUUACGUAUUUUAUAUCACCUGAUUUGCCUUCAACCUACAAUGGCUCUAAUGGAAGCAUUCAUUAUUAUAUUAAAGGGAUUGUUGAUAGGCCCUAUAAAUUUGACUAUGAGGAUAAAGUUUAUUUUUCCGUAUUUUCACCGAUUGAUUUUAACGUGCUUGGUGGUAAUUUACAAGAGCCCAAGGAAGCUGGAGACGAGAAGAGCGUAUGUUGUUUAUGCUGCGCCAGCGGACCAGUAAGCUGCGACGUGUACCUCGACAAAUACGCUUUUGUAAUUGGCGAAACAAUAAACGUAAACAUUAAAAUUUUAAACAUGUCGAAUGUUAGUGUGAAUGUAGUCAGGGUUAAAUUGACGCAGAGGGUUACAUCGAGGGCAACUCAUCCGAAUUCGGAUUCAAGGUACGAUACGGAUACCGUUGCAAAAAACGAGCACAGCGGUGUAGGAGCACAUGGAGAGCACGAAUUCCUCGUCCCUUUGGAGAUACCUCGGCACGCACAGGCCUACAAUUUCUCAUCUUCCACUCUAUUCGAUGUUUCGUAUAAACUUACGGUUUCCUGUGAGCUAGAUGGUUGCCACUCAGAUUUAGAUGUGGGACAUUUUCCGAAAAUAGGACACAUUCCGCAUGUAAAUCAACCAAUAACUCAACAACCCUACAAUGAAGCACAACAAGGACAAGAAGAAUGGGAGGAUGUAGAUGUAACCGUUAAUAUUGGAGAGGAUGUUAACGAACCGCCUCCAUAUGUACCACCAGCUGGUACUAUUGGUUUUGUGGUUCCUCCAGGUGCAAGCGGAGCACCUCCAUACCCUCCAGAAAAAAUGCCUUAUCCUUAUGCGGUACCCCCUGUGCCAUCGGCGCCUUUUGCUGAUCCUAACGCAGCCUCAGCACCGGAAAUGCCACCACCAUCGUAUGGAGAUGCGACCGUGGAGAAACCCCCCAAAUAA
Messenger RNA from Brassicogethes aeneus, 1233 nucleotides. The record is from the annotation of a GenBank genome assembly. Lineage: Eukaryota; Metazoa; Arthropoda; Insecta; Coleoptera; Nitidulidae.